This is a messenger RNA of Raphanus sativus (radish), 1628 nucleotides long. Its product is annotated as probable prolyl 4-hydroxylase 8. Gene Ontology annotation, molecular function: iron ion binding; L-ascorbic acid binding; procollagen-proline 4-dioxygenase activity. Gene Ontology annotation, cellular component: endoplasmic reticulum. The transcript is spliced from 8 exons. Bases 483 to 1361 code for a protein of 292 amino acids. NCBI's taxonomy places the organism in Eukaryota, Viridiplantae, Streptophyta, Magnoliopsida, Brassicales, Brassicaceae. The record is from RefSeq and is a predicted model, not a curated record. Gene Ontology annotation, biological process: peptidyl-proline hydroxylation to 4-hydroxy-L-proline.
UUUUAGUUUUAUGAUUUAAAAGUUUAAUAGUUGGAUUUAUGUUAUAGUCAGGGUUUAGGGCUAAGGUUUACAGUUUCAAAAUUUUGGAUUUGGAAGUUAAUUAUAACAUCUGUAUGUUUUUAUUUAAUGUAGUUUAAAGUUUAAGCCAUAAACUUGUGUAGUUUAGAGUUUGAGAUUUAUGAAAGAGUUUGAGGUCAAAAUUUAGAGUUUUGUGGCUAAUUUGUAGCUAAACACAGUUUUUCUAGUAGUGAAUGUUCAUAUAGUUAUAUAGAGAUGAGAUGACAAGAGAUAGAGUUGAUAAAAUUAAAUUAUUCAUCUACCCUAUUCUAUCUACUGAAGCAGAGUAAUAAAUAUCGUGGUUAAUAAGUACAUGGAUGUUUAUAGCUUCCAUCAUCUUCAAAUGCAUGUUUUCAUUGUAAAGUUUUUCCUUUCUGUUCAUCAGAUUUUCUACAGUUCUUGAAAACUUCUAGAUAAAAUUUGAAAUGGCCAGGAAACCGUAUCACCUCCGUCAUCAGCCACGUAAAUCUUCAUCGACGACGACGCAGGCUUUCACAGUUAUCAUUCUUACACUCUUCUUCAUCAUGAUUCUUCUAGGUCUCGGUAUCCUUUCACUACCCAGCACUAGCAGGUCCUCUUCAAGCCCGAUUGAUUUGACCACAAUUGUACGGGAUAGCGAGGAGAGGGAGAGUUAUGGAAACGAAGAUGGUAAUGGUGACGGUUGGGUUGAAGUUAUCUCGUGGGAGCCUAGAGCUUUCCUUUAUCACAAUUUCUUGACAAAUGAAGAAUGUGAGCACUUGAUUAGCCUUGCGAAACCUAGCAUGAAAAGGUCAAAGGUGGUCGAUGUGAAAAGUGGAGGGAGCAAAGACAGCAGAGUAAGAACAAGUUCAGGAACGUUUCUUAAAAGAGGGCAAGACGAACUCGUGGAAGAGAUUGAGAACAGGAUCUCAGAUUUCACCUUCAUUCCUGUAGAAAAUGGAGAAGGGCUACAGGUUCUCCAUUACGAAGUUGGGCAGAAAUAUGAGCCUCAUCAUGACUAUUUCUCAGACGAUUACAAUGUCAAAAGAGGAGGGAACCGAAUCGCUACUGUACUCAUGUAUCUCUCGGACGUUGAAGAAGGCGGCGAGACGGUUUUCCCUGCAGCUAAAGGAAACGUUAGUGAUGUCCCUUGGUGGAACGAGCUCUCACAAUGUGGUAAAGAAGGACUCUCUGUUUUACCAAAGAAGAGAGAUGCUUUACUCUUCUGGAGCGCUAGGCCUGACGCGACUUUAGACCCUUCGAGCUUGCAUGGUGGUUGUCCAGUGAUCAAAGGGAACAAGUGGUCAUCAACUAAAUGGUUUCACUUUAACGAGUACACGGCUUAAAUAAAAGAGAUGGCUUUUGAAGAGGCUUACAUGAUCAAAUCUAAUCAACAACAUAUACUAGCAUGUGUAUCAUCGUCGAUUUCAUCCUGAUACGUCUCUCAAAAGCUCUCAGCAAAAUGGCGUUCUAGCCUUUAAUCAAGUAAAAACUCAUGUAACUGAUGCUACCUUGUCAACUGUUUUCUUUCUAUUUCCUCGAUUGUCAACACUAUUAGUAAAGAAAAACUAACCUUAUAGUUUGAUACACAAUAAAUAAAUGUAUACCUUCUC